Molecule: messenger RNA, 366 nt
Organism: Xyrichtys novacula (pearly razorfish)
Lineage: Eukaryota; Metazoa; Chordata; Actinopteri; Labriformes; Labridae
Source: the annotation of a GenBank genome assembly
AUGUUUGAAGUCCUGAAGACUCCUCCUGUCGCUCUGCCUUUAUUUCAGUCCACAAGGCUGCAUUUGCACCAUACUGCCUCUGGGCUGUAUAAAGGUUAUAUAAAGCUACUGCUGCUUUACUACCAGGGGAGAGAACAGGGGACAAACAGAGGAGAACCUGUGCCCCUCAAAGAUGCCAUCCAGGCCUUUGUUGCCAUCUCCAAUCAACAUGCAGGAAAAGCUCCUGGAGGAGCAGAAAGUACAGCUCUGCUCUGUCCAGUCUACGCUCCGAGUCAAAGUUCAGGUGUGUAUAAACACGCAGACACACAUGCAAGCAAAAAGUGGCACUACAACAACAAAGUAAAAGAGCAGACUGAGAGGAGGUAG